Lecanosticta acicola is the source of this 1119-nucleotide messenger RNA. Lineage: Eukaryota; Fungi; Ascomycota; Dothideomycetes; Mycosphaerellales; Mycosphaerellaceae. The record is from the annotation of a GenBank genome assembly.
AUGGCAGCUCUCCCUGAGAUUCCGACAUUGAUCGCAGAGAUGGAGAAGAACCGUCGAUUUCGCCGUCGCUGCUCCGAGAUCAAGCAAACGUGGCCUGGCAUCACAACGGACCAGCUCGAUGAGGAAACGCUUCACAAUUGGGAGCGUCUCCAACAUGCGAAGGAGUCCUGGAAAAAUGGCAUUGACCGCGUCGACGGCCUUCUGAAACAGCUAAAGGAGACGACCCGCUCCACUAUGGCCGAUCUUAACCAUAGAAUCAAUGUCACAGAAGGCAGAUACCGUGAGCUGGACGACGGGCAGACCCCGACUGCGAGGGAGGCAGACUUGCAGGCCUUCUAUGCCUACGGCAAUGCCUUGGCUCGGAACUAUGGGUUUGCGAGUCAAGAGCACUGGUGGCAGUGUAGAAAGACAUUGUCAUAUGACAACUGGCCACCGAAAAGCUAUGUGCCACCUCCGUCUAUGGAUAAGGAGCCCGUCAUCCCGUCCAUCGAACAGGAGCAAUCGCCCUCCGUAGACGAGGACACCGCGGGUGGAGAGAUGUACUCCUGCUCCCAUUGCGACGAGCCCAACGGCACGUGGCUCCUGAUACCAUGCACGACCUGUGGAAAGUGGUUCCACAUCACGUGCACCCCUCUCCGCUGCAGGCAAGACGCGGACGAGGUCACGACCGACGAUCUCGGGGACAUGGACUGGGAUUGCUGGAAGUGCGAGGGUGAUCCGGACCCUCACUACCCCCCUCCUUCCGUCUGGCUCCAACAAGCGCAGCAGAGGAGAGCCGCAAAGGGACAUAGAGCCCCUAGGAAGAUCUCGCUUGCCCCUCCUCGUGAUGCCCCGGCACGCCAGACCACCAGAGCGGCCCCCAAGAAGGCGGCGACUCCCCGGGCUCCUCGGAACAAGCGUCCCCACGAGGGCGGGAGCGGCGAAGGCACCACAACGCCUUCCAGCAAGCGCUCGCGGACCGUCCAGAGGGAGGUAGCUCCUGAGCUCUAUACCAGGCCAUACUCGGUUGCGCGUGAGAGCCGCGCCGACAGGUAUAGGCAGAGGGAGGAGCAGAAGGCGCAGGGAGAGGCCAACGGCCAGAAGUGGCCGUUGGCCCACACGCCGCCUAGCAGUGCAUGA